Messenger RNA from Dreissena polymorpha, 4880 nucleotides. RefSeq names its product vesicular integral-membrane protein VIP36-like. Bases 35 to 1042 code for a protein of 335 amino acids. The record is from RefSeq and is a predicted model, not a curated record. Gene Ontology annotation, cellular component: endoplasmic reticulum-Golgi intermediate compartment; Golgi membrane; endoplasmic reticulum membrane. Lineage: Eukaryota; Metazoa; Mollusca; Bivalvia; Myida; Dreissenidae. Gene Ontology annotation, biological process: endoplasmic reticulum to Golgi vesicle-mediated transport; endoplasmic reticulum organization; Golgi organization. Gene Ontology annotation, molecular function: D-mannose binding. The transcript has 9 exons.
GUUUGAUUGGUCAGUUAUUUGCACACACGGCAAAAUGGCGUCUGUAAUGAUUUCUUACCGAGCUGUUUUAUGUUUUUACGCGUUCUUUGGUGUUAUUUUAGCCACAUGGAACACCAAAGAUUACCUAAAACGAGAACAUACUCUUGUUAAACCGUAUUCGGGCUCUGGAAUGAAUAUCCAUCUAUGGGACUACGUUGGCACUACCAUGGUCACUAGCAACUACAUUCGCCUCACACCAGACAGACAAAGCUCACAAGGCGCCAUCUGGAACUCAGUGCCAUGUAUGAUUAAAAACUGGGAGCUUCAUGUCCAGUUUAAAGUACAUGGUCAGGGCAAAAACCUGUUCGGAGAUGGGUUUGCAAUCUGGUAUGCAAGAGACAAGUUACAGCUAGGUCCAGUGUUUGGUAGCAAGGAUUAUUUUGUGGGAAUGGCAAUCAUCGCUGACACAUACAGCAAUCACAAUGGACCACAUAACCACCAGCACCCGUAUGUGUCAGCCAUGAUAAACAACGGUUCCCUGCACUAUGACCAUGACAAAGACGGUACCCACACAGAGCUGGCAGGCUGUACCUCAACAUUCAGAAACCAGGACCAUGAUACCUACUUGGCUAUCAGAUACGAAGGUUCCCUCAGUAAACUGAAGGUUUCCAUGGAUAUAGAUGGUAAAGACGGCUGGAAGGAGUGUUUCACUGUGGACGGGGUGAGACUGCCCCUGGGGUACUACCUUGGUGCCUCUGCAGCAACAGGGCAGCUUGCAGAUAAUCAUGACAUCAUCUCCAUGAAGUUUUAUGAACUUGAUGUACCUGAUAAACCGGGAGACCACAAUAAGCAGCACACUGGUUUACCCGAGGCCGAUUUCUUUGCAUCCCCAAGAGAUCACGUUGAUGACGCUAAAGGAGGCUUCAUGUCCGGGAGCUCGUGGUCGGGACUUAAAAUAUUCUUUGUUGUAAUUCUGGUGCUAGUGGGCAUAGUGGUGUGCGGUAUUGUAGGCUACGUAAUAUUCAACAAAGAGGACCCAACAAAACGGAAACGCUUGUAUUGAGAUGGCCAACACAUGGUCCUGGCUUCAAAGUUCUAAGUUAAUCGUGAAGAUUGAAAUAUUCUGGCAUCAGAAAAAUUCAAACCUGCUUUGGAGAGUGAAUUAUUUUAUAGAUCCUCUUUUUUUUGUGGCUUUGGAAACACAAUUGUUUAUGUACAUUUAAACACCUGAAUGUGAUAUGUUAAGUGGGUAUGUCCGUAUCACUGGUUUGCAAUAUAUUUUAAUUGAUAUAUCAUAGUUAUUACCUGAUGAGAGAUUGAGUAGAAAUCUGUUGUUAUAUGUAUUUUCGAAGUGGCCAUCUAAUAAUAUAUAUCAAUGGGCGUUUUUUUGUGUUUUUUUUUCAUGUGAUAUGUGUUUAAUUCUGAGAUGUUUUCUGUCAGAACAGUUUUUAGAAAAAGCAGGAAGAUUUGAAAUAUGAAUUAGAAUGCCUGUAUAUGAAUUAAUAUAUAGUACAUGUUGAUUCUUGUUGAACAAUUCAGGAAUAUUGAUAAAGAUUUUUUUAUUGAAUGUUAUGAUUUGUGUGCAGGUUAAAGGUGUAAAUAUAUCCCAUCUGGUAUAUCUGCUUAUAUUCUGGGGAAGGAAAGCCUACCGGUAGUUUCGAAAGGGAUUUUAUAUGAUUGUAAUAGCAAAAUUAUUAAACAACAUAAGAUUAUAUUUAAUUGUUCAUUUUGUUAAGAUUCUUUCACGGAGUCGGAAAUAAUUGUCUUUCAGAAGAAAAUUGAAAACUUAAAUGUACAUGUCAAAUAACAUUGAAAAAUCAAACUGUUCACCGUACCAUGUUGACUUCUUUAUAUAUGGAUUAACAUACAUGAAAUUAUAUGUGUUCCCCAUUUAAUCCAUAUUUUUUUUUUUCUACAUGUUAUCUUUACGUUUAUUGAAUUCUGAUGAUUUUAAUUUGCUGAUACAAUUAUGCCUACAUUCAAACUAGUCAGAAAAAAGAGGCAUUUGAUGGAUUUAAACGACUUGACAUAACAUUUGAAAUUAUUAAUAUCACUUUAAUAUGCCAUAGCAAUCUCCAAAAGUUUUUUGGGCAUUGCAUGUAAUAUGGUAUGUGGGCUAUUAAACUUAACUCCAAUACGGGUCUUAAUGUCCAGGAAAAUUCUGGGUAAUUGCCUUAUUGCAUUUGGCUGGCUAGUAAAAUGAAACCUGAGUCAUCAAUAUUUUCUGGAUAACAAUACCGUGUGGUCAGCAAUGGACUUGUGACUUUGGCGGAGACUGCCAUAGGUGCUGAAUCCAUGUGAUUCUGAGCCCAGGAUGGAUAAAGCCUUAUGAAAAAGAAUGUUUAGUUUCAUUCUUAGGUAUUCCAUCUCAUACAUUGGUGAACCAUUAAAUCAUUUGUCCUUACCUUUCAUAUUUGCUCUUAGCGGACUAAGCACUUUUAGAAUGUCAGCAGUGUAUUUAUCUUAUUAAAAUACUAAUAAGGGUAGAAAGAAAGCUUUUUUUAAAUUAAAUACUUGUCAUUGUUAUUGUUUGUGAUUUAUUUGUACUGGUCAUUGUUACAGCUUAAAGCAUCCUUUUUGAAGCUGUCAUUGAUUUUCAUCAUACUUGCUCAAGAGUUGAAUGAAUGACCAUGUUAUAUUUUUGCUCUGCUCUGGGAAAAUGGGGCUUAUUUCAUAUGGGAAGUGUCGUCUCAGAUUAGCAUGUGCAGUUAAUAUAGGCUUAUCAGUAAUGACAACGUCCACGAAGUUUUUUUUUGUUUAGAAGGGUUUUGCUUGAAACAAAAAAUUCCAUGACAGCAGAAUGUGUUGUCCCUUAUUAGCCUGUGCAAACUUCACAGGCUAAUAUUUGAGUACACUUUUUGCACAUGCAUUAAGUCGCAUUUUCCCCAGAGCUCAUUUGUUUUUCUUGGGUAUCAUAAACAUUUUAUGUGGCUGUACAUUGUAAAUUUGACAAAAUGUAUCAUAUGCAGUGUUUAACUGUAUGUAUCACAAUACCUUACGUGAGAUUUGUAUAGCUAUGUUUUCGAUAUACAGUCCCUUAACCACUUGCUAAAAGAACUGUUUAUGAACUGUAACCAUGAAUCAUUUCCCAUAAUUUUGUAUCAUUUUUGUAAAUGGUGGUUUAUCUAUCGUCAUUGUAGGACACUUUUAUUGACAAAUUUUCAGAUUUCAAAUUUGUCACACAUCUUUCUUAGGAGUAAACAUAUUAUAUCCAUAUUAUAAUAGGAAAAUCUUGAAAGGUCACUGAAACACAUUGUUUGCUGUGAAUGUGUUGUUAAAUAUCAUUUUGUUCUGUUCAGACAAUUUUUAAGACAUAAAUGCUGUAUUUCUUGCAAAAGAUAUGUUGGUCAUUGUUUAAAAUUUCAGAUAUUGCCAUUAUAUUGCCUCUUUGAAAAUUACUGUUUUUUUUAUUAAUUACAUGUUAAUGUCUUAGAUUUUUAAUGUGUACACAAAUAUGGAUGCAUCUUUUAAAAAUAUUUUGAAUAUUAAAAAAAAAAAGUGCAUAUUAAAAAAAAACAAAAACACAUUGCCAUUUUCUAACCAAGCCGCGUUUAUUCUUGCACUUAAGUUACACAUUAUAUCAAGAUUGAAAAACUUGUGUUAUAUAUUUUAAGUGAUAAUAGAUAGUGCUAUGUGAAAUCCAUACAAGGGACUUCGUGCUAUCAUAUGUGGUCAUAAAUGCAAUGUAUGUGUUUAUCAAUUAGCUAUAUGCCGGAUAGUAUAUCCUGGUAAUAUUCUGAAACAUUUAAACAUUAUGUCUACAUCAUUACUACAAACAUAUUUAUGGGAUGGGAUCUUAUCCAGAGGUUUAACAUGCAUUUAGCUGUAUUUAGUUGUGUUUCCAGGGUUGUAAAUAGAUAGUGGGCAUUGGACAAGGUGGCUGCAUUAACCCAUUUAUGCCUAGCAUCUAGAAAAAAGGCCUUGGCAAACAGCGUAGACCCAAAAGAGACACCGCAUGAUGCAGCGUCUCAUCAGGGUCUGCGCUGUUUGCUGAAAGGACUUUCUGUAAGAAAUAUUCUAAAUAUAGAAAUAAAUAUACUAGGCAUCCUAAUUUUGGAAAUACAUUUAUCCAAUUUAGAAGGAUGGAAGAGUCCACUAGGCAUAAAUGGGUUAUACAUCAAGUUCAUAGCAAGUACAUGUAUGUGAUAAUACACCUUGCCAGUUGUAAAAUUGCCUGUACACUUUCACAAAAUCUUGUGUCGUACAAUUUUUUUUGGCUCAUUGUAUAAAUGAUAUCAACUCAACUGUACAUUGCAUUAAUUUUUCUCUGUCACCAUCACUGGACAGAUGCCCAAGUUAUUGAUCUGCAAAAUGAUGUUUGUCUAUUAAACUUCAUAGCACCAUGAUUAAAUGUAAAGACAAUAUCCAAUUGAAAGUCUGUCUUUGUAAAUUAAUAUCAUGUGCAGUUAGUUUCAUUGCUUCAGUUACGUUGUUUUUUUUACACUUUUAUAUAACAGUUUUUGAUAACGAGAAUUACAAAGCACUGUUCAUUCAAGUCAAGGUCAUAUUUAAAUCAUAUUUGAUCUAAUUGGUUUUGGCCACAAAUCAUUUUAACAUCUCUCAAUCACUGUUUAAGGAGAAGUUUAACAAUGUUCUUUUACACGAAAUAGUUUUUCAACUAAGGAAGUGAAAUCAUAUAUUUGGGCCAUAAUUAUAGUGUAGUGAAUUACAAAACUGUUUUAGUUCCAUUAGUUUUUUGUCCGAAACAGUCAAAUUAUUGCAUGUAUUUAUUAUUUAAAUGUGUAACAUGUAUUGGGAGAAUUAAGUAGCUCGUGAUAGACUUGAAUGAAUGAAUAUAUCAUAGCCAGUAUUGCGGUUAUUAGUAAAUAUGUAUGCAAGGACAAUACAAUCGGUGCAACUGACCCUUAACUUGAAAUGCAAAUAAAUAUUUUGUCAUAUUA